Physeter macrocephalus (sperm whale) is the source of this 1348-nucleotide messenger RNA. Its product is annotated as protein-lysine methyltransferase METTL21E. Gene Ontology annotation, biological process: peptidyl-lysine methylation. The record is from RefSeq and is a predicted model, not a curated record. Gene Ontology annotation, cellular component: cytoplasm; cytosol. Lineage: Eukaryota; Metazoa; Chordata; Mammalia; Artiodactyla; Physeteridae. The transcript has 7 exons. Gene Ontology annotation, molecular function: protein-lysine N-methyltransferase activity. The coding region runs from base 168 to 1142 and encodes 324 amino acids.
GGGCGUUCCAACCUCACUGCUGUAUGAUCAGAGGCUGUGAAGCGGCAGCUGUCAGGAGUGGUCCUCUGUGAGGACUCUCUGCUAGUGUGUACGGUAGUAAACUGCGUGCUUUGGUGCUCGCCUUUCAGGCACCGUCGGAGGGCUCAUCAGCAAAGCAAAAGUUGUGGAUGAGACUUUUUAACCUUCUAGAAACUCAGCUAACUCGUGUAUGUAGUUUUCAAGAAGUGAUCAAGAAAGCAUCAAUAUAUAGCCAUCCCUUAGUUCAUCGCUUAAUGGAUCUCAAAGCUCAAAAAGAGGACAGAGAAGCCGAUGAUGACCGGGAAGUGGUUGCAGAGAUCAUACGGAGGCGUUUUGUUCCAACUUUUGUAACAGCCAUCUCCUGGGAGGGAUUUCAUUUCGUUGGUCAUGAGAUUCGGAUUACUGAAGCCGUGGAUUGUUACGGUGCUGUUGUUUGGCCAUCGGCCCUCGUUCUAUGCUAUUUUCUGGAAACAAACGUAAAGCAGUAUAACAUGGUUGACAAAAAUGUGAUUGAAAUUGGAGCUGGAACAGGGUUAGUCUCCAUCGUGGCGAGUCUACUUGGUGCACACGUGACUGCCACAGAUUUACCUGAGUUACUUGGAAACCUGCAAUAUAAUAUUUCCCAAAACACCAAAAUGAAAUGUAAGCAUUUGCCUCAGGUUAAAGAGCUCUCCUGGGGUGUAGCUUUAGACAAGAACUUUCCCAAGGCUUCCAGCAACUUUGACUACAUCCUGGCGGCCGAUGUUGUCUAUGCUCAUCCAUUUCUGGAAGAACUCCUCAUUACCUUUGACCAUCUGUGCAAAGAAACCACCGUCAUCCUCUGGGUCAUGAAAUUCAGUAAUUUUCAGACUCUUUUGGGAGUGAAGUCAUUUCUUUCAAGUGAAAUCAGUACCUGGAAAGGAUACUACGCAGGGCGGAGGGGCCAGCGGGGAGGCUGCGGUGAGGAUGGCAGCCCGGACCCCAGCGGGGCCUGUGCCCGGAGGUGGCGAGAAGGGGUCGUUUCUAGAGGAGUCUGGAAGCCAAAGCCCACCGACCUUCUCUUCAUGAGUGUGAGGCUGACUCGGGAGCGUUUGGUCCGAGCUGCUGGACAUCACGGAACAAAGAACAUCAGAGCCAUCAGCUGAGAGGUCGUUUGCACAGCUCACGCAGGGAGCAAGCGUGAACAGGGGCCCGGACGAGGACUGAGCCCCGAGGUGGCCGAGCUGAGGUCAGACACAGCUAGACCUGAGCGAUGCCUUCGAGGCUCUGCCCUCCUUCCUCCCAAUUAUAUUAGGGUCUGUUGACUCUGAAAGAAUUUACUGUCACUGUGUUUUUUGUUUUUUGUUUUUUU